Messenger RNA from Musca domestica (house fly), 5978 nucleotides. RefSeq lists its product as uncharacterized. Gene Ontology annotation, molecular function: protein binding. NCBI's taxonomy places the organism in Eukaryota, Metazoa, Arthropoda, Insecta, Diptera, Muscidae. The transcript has 5 exons. Bases 1780 to 4902 code for a protein of 1040 amino acids. The record is from RefSeq and is a predicted model, not a curated record.
UCGAAUAAUAUUUAGCGUUUAAAAUAGACCAUAACUUUUUUUGUAAAUGAUACAAAAAUGUCAAUAAAAGCGUAAUUUUUUUAAAUUUCAGCCAAAUCACAUAUACACGAAAAUGUCACUUCUGACCGUUACAUUGAUGCUGUUAUACAAAUGCUAUGAACAUUUUCAUGACCUGGUGGUUGCUGUCAAUAGCAAAGAUAACACUUUUGCAGAAUUAUGUGACACUAUUUCAUGUGAAUUUUGUUAUUCAAAAUUCUGACCCCUUUGGAGAAGGAGUGGACCAAUAUUGCCCAACUCCGAACUCGAUCUUAAAUUGAAAAUCAUUAAAUAAUGUACCAAGUUUGGAUCUGAGAUUGGCUGAGUGUAAAAUACCGGUAGCUACGGGUUUAUUGUUCUAUGAAAUAAAUUAAAAAAGUUGCGAAAAAUAUAACCUAGCUGAGAGUAUCAAAAACGCCACUAUGUGAACAGAAAAAAAAAUAUAUAUUAUAAAGAGAACGCUACAAACGGAGUGAAAUGUAUACAAAUAAAAAUAAAAGAACUAACGUUGAAACUAAAUAUUUGACAUUAAGCAUUCGAAACAAAGAGCACGAUAUAUGUACACACGAAAAAAAGGCAGGAAGAAAAAAUCUGCUAACAAAUAAUGGUAACAAAUGUAUUUUAACCACAUAAAAGCUACAUGCAUACAUGCCAGCAAGCGAGUGAGCGAGCUAGCGCGCCGGUUCGGACCUACAUGUGAACAAUUGCGAUUAAAUAUAAACGCUACAUUAAACUUGAAAUGUUGUGAAAUGAACAUUGAGUCCAAACAGCAAACAGCAGCAACAACAACUAACGACGACUAAUACGAUUCAACGAAUCUGAAAAAUAAAUAAAAAAGUAGAAAUGCAAUGCAGUUUUUGUUGCUGCUGUUGAUGAACUCGCCACAACUACAAAAUGGAAUACACCCGCACUCAUGUGUUUUAUGGAACACACCAGAGUGGCGAGGUAUGAUAUCAAAUAUUAAAGUGGAAAUUUCAAAACUGAACUAGAAAAAAAAAAUCAGACGAACAAAAAAUUUCGCUUGAAGUGAAAAGUAAAUUAAAGCCAUAGCAGCUCCACUGGCUGGCCAAUAAACCCAAAACGUGUUCCACAAUUACAGCUUCAACAACAUCCAGCCACAACAACCAAAAGGGAGAAAAAAAAACGUUUUUUUCUAUAAAACUGAGUUCAUCAAUGUCUGCAACAUCAGCUGAAAUGUAAAGAAAGGUGGCCAACCGUUUGCGAUAUAAUAUGACGCAGCCAGCGAUCAUUCCGAAUAAAAUUAUGGUCUUUGAAAUAAGUUUUGACUGCAUGGUUUAAUGUACCACUCUGACCAGCUGUCACUGUGCCAACUUUAACGUUACCACAAGUCAAGUGCAACCGGGCUUGUGGCAAAACAAACAAAAUAUUUUGCUAACAAAAUAAUAGCAACAGUACAUUUGCAACGGAGACGAAACGAUUUAACCAAAAAAAAAAAAAAAAUAUACAAGUAUAUAUAUAUAUAUGCCACAAAAACAAUAACAACUUCAAAAACAACAUUAUCAUUUGCUUGGAAAAAAGCAACAAAUUAUUUUAAUGCAAAGACAGCGAGAAAUAAGUGUAACAGAGUUAUUAGGACCACCAGCAUUAUUACGAAGCGUAUUGCUAAAACGUUUCAGCAAACUGCCACAGCAGCGACUCCGGAGCAGGCAACGGUGGCCAAAAUCAACAUCAACGUGACUGAUGUCAGCAGGAAAGAGAUAAAGGCGCCGCAAGUUUAAAAACAUGAAAAACAAGCGCAAUAAAAAACAGCUUAAGCGACAACAACAGCAACAGCAGCAGCCGACAACGACAAGCAAUCCCAAGAAGAAGAAGAAAACGAAGCCACAAACAUUUCACCAACGUUCCAGAAACCUCAAGUAUCAGAAUAACACGUCAAGUGCUGAAGCAUCUGGCAGCUCGGGUUCGGAGGGAAGAGAAAGGAGACUAGCUUUUCUUAGAAGUACACUUGAGCAAAAGACCAGGCCACAAGCACCACCACUAACCACCUACACCUCCACCACCACUCUACUUCCAACUUCCACAUUAACGAAGUCUUCAGAGCAAACGGAAACGGAUACUUUUAAGGACAUUUCACAUAAUCGUCAAACAAGCGUAACCGGUGGCAGCAGCAGCAGCAAGAGUCGUCUAUUUCCCAAAACAUUUUUGCGUCACUACAACCACAACUAUAGUCUGGCCUGGUUUUGGAGAUUACUGCUGCUAACACUGCUCUGUGAAAUGCCCGUUCUCAGCUCUGCCGACUGGCUAAUGGACUGUGGUGACUGCCAUUGCAAGUGGAAUUCGGGUAAGAAAACGGCUGAUUGUAAAAAUCUCACCUUGUCUUCGGUACCGGAAAAUCUGAGUAACGAGGUUCAGGUUUUGGAUUUAUCCUUUAAUCGCAUCGUUUAUUUGGAGGAAAAUGCCUUUCUAACGGCCGAUUUGACGAAUCUGCACAAGUUGUAUAUACGCAAUAGCUCGCUGCAGCACAUCGAUCCACGGACGUUUACCCAGUUGGAAAUACUCAUAGAACUGGAUUUGUCCAAUAAUUUGCUGAAGCUGCUGCAGGCCAACCUCUUUGCCCGUUUAGUUAAGGUACGAGCCAUUGUCCUCAACGGCAAUCUGCUGGAAGCCUUGGGUGAUGGCAUUUUUCAAAAUCUCAAAUAUCUUCACAAAAUCGAGCUAAAGGAUAAUCGCUUGGUUAAAAUUGCCAACCAGGUUUUCGUAAAUGUUCCCCUGCUUUCACAAAUCUAUUUGAACAAUAAUCGCUUGAAUUUCUUGCGCAAAGAAAGUUUCGAAAAUGUCAAACGUUUGACCGCCCUGUCAUUGGAUGGCAAUCCCUGGAAUUGCACCUGUGAAUUGCAAAUAUUUCGUGAUUUUGUGUUGCGUCGAAAUCUCUAUACACCACCCACUGCCUGUUAUUAUCCAGCCCAGCUGAGGGGCAUGCUCUGGAUAGAAGAUCAGCCGGAAGCGUUUGCAUGCAAACCACGAAUUAUUUUUCCCGCCAAAGGAGCUUCCAUCACCACCUCCAAGGAAAAUGUCACCCUCGUGUGCCGUGUUCAUGCCUCGGCCAAUACCCACAUUGCCUGGGACUAUAAUAAGCAAAUAUAUCGCAGUACUAGUUCUGGUCAGGCAACACCACAGCUGCAGCAGCCGCAGCCGCAGCGAAUUUUCAUACAAAUCAUUGAGGAUGACCAAUCAAAGGAAAAGGAAUUCGGUCGCAAUGUUUACAUAUCACGGCUCACCAUAUUGGGCGCGGACAAAACCGAUGAGGGCACCUACACUUGCAUUGCCGAGAAUGCCGGUGGUAAGGAUUCCGUUCAAAUGACUUUGCUCGUGGAGAAGCCCAGUGGUCGCGAGCUGUUGCAGGGCAAUUUGGCUGCAGUCAUCUCGUUAAUGGCUUUGGGUCUUUUGAGUGUGUCCGUGUUCCUGGCCAUGGUUACCUGUUGCAUCUACAAACGUUUCAUUGCCUCGACGGCAGCGCAUCAUCGGCAUCACCAUCUCGACUUAAGUGGCAAUGAUCCGCUGACAUCACAUGGCACGGUUGUGGCCAAUCAUGGUACCACGACCGUGGCUGGUAAUACAGACGUCAUGUUGGGUGUUGUCAAUGGGCUGGUGGUUGAUAAUGGAGGCAGCAAUAGCAGCGAUACCCUGAAAUAUAAAAAACAUCAGCAGACAACCAUUAAUGGGGGCAGUUCCAUAAUUAAAGACAAAUACACAGAGCUGCUAAAACAAAAUGGUGGCAGUGGGGGUGGUGGUGGUGGAGGUGUAGGAGGAAAUGGAGGUGAUAGCAUGGGUACCGGCAACUCACCUUUGAUGGAAUCUAUCAGCGUUAGUGGGGGUGGUGGCGGCGGCGGUGUUGGAGGCGUUGGCAAGAAGGCAGUAAGCUGUGAUGUCCAACUAGGUCAAUUGGAGAAAAAGUACUAUGAGCAGCACAACAAUGAUGAUCUGCUUACCAUUAAAUAUCCACAUGGACGAGCACCAGCGGAAACGAAUGCGGCGGUGGUGACAGGAACAACGGGGCAUCACAGCUUAAGUCGUAGUAAUGAUGGUUUAUUAAAUGGCAGUGGGACUGUGGACUUUCAACCGGAUUUACUGCCAUCCUAUGCCAGUCAGAAAACCAAAAGUAUGCAACAUCAAAAUCAACAGCAGGACUUUAUGUAUAGUCCUGUGGUUACACCCGGCUCAACCACCACCAACUCAACCACAAAGACAAUAAAUUCCCACGAAGACCAACAGCCACUUCAUCAAUUUGCUUCCAGCAACUCGAUGACGUCGGCAACGCUGCCACCACCGGCCAGCCAAGGCGGUGUAGGUGCUAACAAUAGUCGCAGCAAAUACAAUGCCAGUGCCCAAGAUUAUUUACAGAAUAGAUUUGGCUCUAUUAGCCGGAAACAAAGGGAGAAAAGUCAAGAGAAACUGAGUGCAGGCGUUGUCACAAGUUCUCUAAACUUGACAAGAACUUCGCCAGUUAGUGAGAUUCUCAGUGCCACGCGUCCUUCGAAAUCAAUGUUUAUGCCGCAGCGCACCGUCUGCAGUGCCACAACAACGGCCACCCCCACCGACACCAGUAGUACUUAUGAAUAUCGUCAACCACCCCCACCGCCCUACAAUGCCACCCAUCGUACGACGGGUAAUUUGUUACUAGCCAGACGUACCAGUUUCAAUAGUCACAACGACACCAACAUCGAGGACUCAACUCGUAAUAGUCACACGAAAGAUCAAGGCUAUCGGGAGAGUGGCAUAGCGGCGCUGUAUGAAACAACGGCCCGUCAAACGAUUGUGACAGCCUCGCCAUCGAUGAGUUUUCCUACAACAAUAACGGGCUUUCCAAAUACGGCCACAAUAUCGCCACGACGACAAUUGCUGUGAUAAAUUUGUAUCUCAAGAACAAAAAAAAAAAAAAAAAAGGAAGAGUGAAUAAAAGACUUAAAAUGGAAUAAGGUGGAAAAGGAGUGGAGCGGUAUGCUUGCAGAAUACCUUUUGUAUGUAUAUGGUAUAUGAGGACAAAAAACCCUGGAAGAUGGGUCACUAAGUUUGGCAGGUUGACUUUAUUUUUUGUGGUGGUUUGCGGUGAAAAGUCAAGAUGGCAUUUGUAUUCCGACCUAAUGGCUGCGGGCUGCCACCAUCGGACCACAUGAUCACCAACAUACCUACAAACAUACUACUGCGUUGUGGGCAAACAUAUAUGCAGCUAUCGUUGUAAUCGUAAUCAUCAUUCCCUUGGGCAGUUGAAGCAGUCACGUUAACAGUUGUUGCAUUCCCCAGGUUAAUGCUGUCAAACUGUUGCAGUGACAUGGAGACUGAUGAAAUGAUGAUGGCGUCCAUCGUUGUCGGACACAUUGCCAUCAUAUACACAUACAUAUAUACAUUUACUACUGCUGCUUUUGACACUGAUGAUGUGUCAGUGAGUCAUACCCAAAACCAUACACACACUGGGUUUUCACCUGCAGCAGCAUUAUUUAUUAGCCAUAAUUGGAUAUGCAAUGGGGUCAUCGUCGGCACCUGGGGCCUAAACUACAGCUCAGACAGCUAGCUCUCAAUUAUACAUUAAAUUGCCUGGAAUUAACACUGGAGGACGAUGUUUGCAAUUUCAAAGUUAAUGGGUGAUCCUUUAUUCAACACCUACUUUAAGACUUAAAAUAUUUUAAGAAAAGUAAGUCAGAGCGAAAGAGAGAGAGAGAACCUUGACAGAUGUGUCAAAUGCAGUUACAGAAUUUGCAUUCGCUAACAAUGUAAAAAUAUUUUGAUAUGGUAGAAAAUUCCAUUUGCAAAUGUUAAUAAAUGAUGUGGCUGUCAUGAAAAGGAAUGAUAUUUAGGAAAAAGGAAUGGGAAAAUGUUUUGCAUUCAAAGGUUCUCAAAAUAGAAUAUAUAUUUGUAAAAUUAAAUGGUAAUCGAGAAGAGAAGAUAAGAUAAUAAGGGAAUUAUUUUAAGUUAUAAAUAACUUG